CUUAACGUAACGUAACGUGUUACAUUCUUGUGCGGAGGCUCUUACGCUCAUAGUCCUCACCGAGGAAAGUGGCGCCUCGUAGCAGAGACUUUAGAACUAAAUAUCGACGUUACAACCAAGAUACGAAUCAUUUUCAGCCAAGAUUCAAACCAUUUUUUACCGACUCGAACUGUACGGUCAACGUGUUUUAUCGAGACGCUGUUAGAUAGCGCCAGGUUAAGCGCAAACUGUGUAUUUGAAUUAUUCGUUAGACACUAAAGUACACAUUUAAUAAUUAAUAUAUCGAAAAAAUAGUUAUUAUAUAGUAAUAUUUCCGGAUUCAUUUUAUUAUUUAUUCGUUAUAAUAAUUGCAUAAGAAUUUGAACGAUACAUCCAAGAAGAAGGUUUACUUGGGAAGGUUGCUUGAGCACAGCAGUUAUUUCCGGAUUCGAUGAGACUCGGCACGUGGGAGUACACGAUCAUUUCGUCUCUUACCGUCGAAACAUAUUACAAGUAGAAUAUUGCGGACAUGGAGAACGGUCAGAAAGAAACGAAAACCGAAGAUACAAGUAACGUCGCAGAACAGGUCGCCGACGAGGUUACUGAUAAGGUUAAGAACGCCAUGCCGAUCGCCGGUGAUGCGAACGACGUAAAAGACGAGGAUGAAGGAAAAGAGAAAAACGAUGCAAAAGGAGAAGAUGACCUGAAAGAAGAAAAAGAUACAAAAGAAGGAAAUGAUAUCAAAGAAAAAAAUGAUGCAAAAGAAGAAAAUGAUGUAAAAGAAGGAGAUGAUACAAACGAGGAAAAUAAUGUAAAAGAAAACGACAUGAAAGAGGAUGAACCGACAGAACUGUUGGAGAAGAUCAAAGAUCAAGUAGAGUACUACUUUGGCAAUGUGAAUAUGCAGAAGGACAAGUUCCUUAUUGAACAAACAAAACUAGACGAUGGCUGGAUCCCAAUGACCAUAAUGUUGAACUUUAAACAGCUAACGAAUCUUAGCAAAAGCAUCGACAUAAUUCUUAAAGCUCUAGAAGCUAGUGAUCUCAUGGAAAUUUCUGAGGAUAGGAAAAAGAUACGGCGUUCACCCAAACAUCCUUUACCAGAGUACAAUGAGGAAUACAGGAAAGCCCAAGAAGCUAGGACAGUUUAUGUCAAAGGAUUCCCACAGACAGGCAUGACUAUUGAGAAACUAAAAGCAUUUUUUGCUGCAUACAAACCUUUUGAGACUAUUAUAAUGAGGAAAUAUCAAGAUAAAGAAAAAAAUUUAAAGUUCAAAGGAUCCAUUUUUAUACAGUUCCAAACUUUGGAUGUCGCUAAAAUUUUCAUGGCUGUAGAAUCUAUAAAAUUUAAUGAUGUCACUUUAAUAAGAAAAUGGGCCGCUGAUUAUGCAGCGGAAAAAGCACAGGAAAAGGAAGAACGUAGAAGAAAGAAACCAGACAAUAAAUCAAAGAAGGCAGCGGAUGCGGAACAAAAGGGAAACAAUGAUGAAGAAGCGGAUUCGACAUCUGCGACAGAAAUCAAGUUGCCAAGAGGUUCAGUUAUUCAUUUCUCCGGUGUUUGUAAGACGUGUGUCAGGGAAGAUAUCAAAGAUCGCUUAGAACAAUUGAAUGCCGAAAUCGCGUAUAUUGAUUUCCAAAGAGGCGAUGAAAAAGGAUGGAUUCGCUUGCAGGGUGAGAAUGCUGCUAAGCCUUUGGUAGACAAAAUGGAAGACGGCAAGAUGAAAAUCCAAGACUUUUAUGUCACGUGUAAAGUACUGGAAGGUAAGGAAGAAGAAGAGUACCUUAUCAAAGUGACAGAAGAUAUGAUGGCUGCGAAAAAUAAGCACAGUAAAGGGAAACGUGGCGGCAAAAAAGGUCGUAACGCACGAGGUGGGAAGAAGAGGGGCAACAGUCCUGCUCGCGAUGCAGUUCCUGCAAAGAAGGGUAAAGUGUCCGAGUAAGAUUGCGAAGUCUCCGCGAAAAACUUCCGUGGAGACUUCGAAACUACACACAAAUUAUUAUUUUGAUAAUGUAUAUUUUCAUCCUUUUGACCACCCUAUAUUCGAAAAAGAGAAAUAGUGAUACGUAGAUUGUACGUAGUACAAUUCAUGAUUGUGCUUUGUGAACAGAAAACAGGUUUAAGUUCUGUAAAAAUAUUUUCGUUAUAUCUCAUCGACAUUGUUACAACUCAUAUGUAAUAUAUAUAUAUAU
Odontomachus brunneus is the source of this 2168-nucleotide messenger RNA. It is a transcript of the gene La, whose product is annotated as la protein homolog. NCBI's taxonomy places the organism in Eukaryota, Metazoa, Arthropoda, Insecta, Hymenoptera, Formicidae. Bases 509 to 1918 code for a protein of 469 amino acids. Gene Ontology annotation, biological process: RNA processing; positive regulation of translation. Gene Ontology annotation, cellular component: nucleus; cytoplasmic stress granule; cytosol. The record is from RefSeq and is a predicted model, not a curated record. The transcript has 8 exons. Gene Ontology annotation, molecular function: RNA binding.